Kockovaella imperatae is the source of this 660-nucleotide messenger RNA. RefSeq lists its product as hypothetical. The record is from RefSeq and is a predicted model, not a curated record. The transcript has 3 exons. Lineage: Eukaryota; Fungi; Basidiomycota; Tremellomycetes; Tremellales; Cuniculitremaceae. Bases 1 to 660 code for a protein of 219 amino acids.
AUGGCAGAGCACGCCUCGAUGAGAUCUGAUGAUCCAUUUGAGAUGGAUGAAGAUCCACUGCAAGAGGCUGCAGACGUAGAAGCAAGAUUCUACGCGCAAGGCUACGACGACGGACACGCUCAUGGGCGUCUCCAUGGAUUGUUUGAAGGCCGGCAAUUGGGAAAGGAGAAGGCUUUCGAGUUAUGGGAAGAAGUAGGAUUUUAUGAAGGCUCAGCCAUGUUCUGGAUGAAGCGGUUGGGAGGCGGAGGAGACAAAAGCAAUGGAAGCAAGAGCAAGGAGGCGAGAGCUUUGACCCACGCCAAGACGCUGUACGAGAUGAUACAGGGAUUACCAACCAGCAAUCCGUCGCCAGAAUCCGGGAAUCCGCCGUCGGCCGCAGAAACCGACAUGGACGCUUCGGCGAACGUGGACUCGGCCGUCACAGUUGCGGAUCAGGGGGGCGACUUUGACCUCCCUUCUUUAGUCUCCGCCAUCAGAGCUAAAUACAGGCUGCUCUGCGCUUCUCUGGGCAUUCGACCUCGACUCGUCGCUGGAUCAGCAAGUAUCCGGUCGCGUUCCGAGGGAGCGGAGGAGGAUCCACCCUUUGAUUCCGCGGAAAUGCAAGUGGAAGGCAUAGAAGGGCCAAUGAAGGGUGUCGACACCUCCAAGCUGCGCUUUUAG